CACUCCCCUAGCACACCACGCGAGAAAAAAGAACACACCCAACCGCCCUUGCACCGCGCUUGCGCAGAUCAUGCCAUGGCGCAGCCGGCAGACCGCCCUUGAAGCCUCGUCCCAAUGGUCUCGGAGAGCGGUUCGGACGGCGGCCUGUGCGAGUGCCUGACGGUGCGCUCCCCACGCUUGCUCCGGCGUGGCAUCCCACGCUCCCGCGCGCGGGGCUCCUUUCGGGUCGGUUAAGUGGGUGUGAGCAGCUUUGAGCAGUUCGUCCGGAGCGAUGUAUUCCACUAUAUGGCGAAUAUGCCCCUUCGCUGGAUGCUGGUGCUCUACUGUGUCGUCUAUGUGGCCAUGUGGUUGGUCUUCACCUUCUGGUGGCAACGGGCCGCCUCUGGCUGUGAGGAACGCCCCUUGACCUUCCGUCGAGCUUUCAUGCUCUCCCUGGAGACCAUGACCACUAUCGGCUAUGGCGUCGCAGAUCCGAUGUUCGAUGGCUGUCGCGAAGUGAUUCCAUUGCUGGUGGUGCAGUCCCUGAUUUCACUCCUCAUGGACGCGAUCUUCUUGAACAUGGUUUAUACUCGCUUCUCCUCCGCCUUCACCCGCUCGGCCAGUAUCAUUUUCACGGAUGUGGCGGUGGUCUACAUGGAACAGGCCACGGUGAAGCUCUGUUUCCGUGUCUGUGAGGUGGCCAGGAAGCCCCUGAUCGAACCGCUGAUUCGAGUGUACCUGGUGAAGCAUCAGAAGCUUCCAGACCUGCCGGAACUGGAUGGUUUGGAGAGUGACGACCGGGUUGAUGUGGAGGUGCAUCAGAUGGCACUGGAAGAGCCCAAUAUCAAUAUCGCGGAUGGGAAGCUCUUUCUCACACUCCCUUGCAAGGUCGUCCAUUGCUUGGACUCCGACAGCCCACUGUGCUCAGCAAAGAACUUGGACGAGUUCCAUGAGGCAAUGCAGCGCACGGAGUUCUUCGAGGUCCUGGCGGUUCUCAGUGGCACCUGCCCCAUCACAGGGAACAGCUUGGAGGCCCGGCAGUCCUACACCGCCAGCGACUUGCGGGUGGACUGCCGUUUCUCGCCGUGCGUUGUUUUGCGGAACGAUGAGCACGUGGUUGACUUUGAAUACUUCCAUCGGACUCUGCGAGAGAGCUGGAAGUGACGCAGGUGUUUUAAGCUCCAAGCACAAAGGCUGCUUGAGAGAAUGGCUGAAGCGAUCACCAGGAGCCCCCUACCAAAAGCGUUUUCGAACGGAUGCGUCAUGUUUGAGUUGUGCGCGGAGUGCUUGGCCGGCUUUUUGCCGGGGUUGCCAUGGG
Messenger RNA from Durusdinium trenchii, 1297 nucleotides. Lineage: Eukaryota; Dinophyceae; Suessiales; Symbiodiniaceae. The record is from the annotation of a GenBank genome assembly.